AACCGAGUCCACCUCGGCGUGAGCGCCCCGGAGACCCUAGGGCUCUGCGCAUAUAAAAGUCGGGCCCCGUGCUCACGUAUCUCCCGAAACCGAUUCGUCGCGCCGCAUCCGAUCCCGCCGCCCCGCGCCGAAACCCUAGCCGCCGCCGCCCUCCAUUGACGCGCCAAGUAGAGCUCGAAGCCUCGCCUUCCAGAGCCGCCUUGUCCGUCGCCAAGCAUCCCAGAAGCAAUCCUGGAGCCGCCGCAUCCCGUUUGGGCCGAAACCGACGCGUCCCCGGCUCCGGAACCAACUCCUCGCUCUACUCCGAUGACCUCCACCCCUCUCCUCCGACGAACGGCAUCUCCCGGACCUCCCCGACGUGUUUACGUCCCAGGGCCGUUACCAAUCUUCUGCUCCCGCUCGCUCGCAGCCAUGGCGAGCAGCAUGGCGCUGCUACUGCUGCUCCUCCUGCCGGCGGUGGCGUCCACGACCGCCGAGCUGGACGAGAGGGAGCUAGCGUCCACCAUCGCCGAGCUGCUCAAGGCGGCGCUCAUGUCCACCGCCGCCGAGCUCGACGAUGUCGAGCCAGGCGACAGCGACGGCUACAGGACGUAUAUCGUCAUGCUCGAGCCACCAGAAGAAGGCCAAGAUGCCGAUGCUGAUGCUGCCAGAGCGUGGCACCGUUCGUUCCUGCCGUCGGCGACGACGGCACAAGGCAAGCCGAGGCUGCUCUACUCCUACCGCACCAUCUUUACCGGCUUCGCCGCGCGGCUGACAGAGAAGGAGCUCAAGGAGGUCUCUGCCAAGCCAGGCUUCGUACGCUCCUUCGACAACAACAUCUACCGCGCGCAGACGACGCACACGACUGCGUUCCUCGCGUCGCUCGUGGACCUGUCGAACCAUAUUGGGGGAGUCCCCCGAUAACUAGCCUGGUGUCGGCGGAUACUUGCCUCUGGACAUGGACAACGGGCACGUCUAAUACAAUCGAUGAUAAAUGAAUACUACGAAUUUGCUAUUUCACAUGUAGAUGUGAAAUAACUAUCUCA
Triticum aestivum (bread wheat) is the source of this 1025-nucleotide messenger RNA. RefSeq names its product subtilisin-like protease. Bases 307 to 903 code for a protein of 198 amino acids. The transcript has 2 exons. The record is from RefSeq and is a predicted model, not a curated record. Lineage: Eukaryota; Viridiplantae; Streptophyta; Magnoliopsida; Poales; Poaceae.